Messenger RNA from Trypanosoma brucei brucei TREU927, 2955 nucleotides. RefSeq lists its product as hypothetical. Bases 1 to 2955 code for a protein of 984 amino acids. Lineage: Eukaryota; Euglenozoa; Kinetoplastea; Trypanosomatida; Trypanosomatidae. The transcript has a single exon. The record is from RefSeq and is a predicted model, not a curated record.
AUGAUGCAACGUGAUACUGAGGGGUCUAGUACCUCUUUUGGUUCUUGCCGAACUGCAUCUGAUGUUUCCUCGCAGGUUUUAGAGGCUUUUAAUCAGGCGGAGGAACGUACAUCUGCUGUGUGGAGCCGUAUUGGGGUUGCUGAAGUGGACAGACGAAAUAAGUGGAACAGUUUUGUGGAAAGUCGCUUACUUGUGUAUGUGAAUGACUUUGUUCGACUGCAGGAGGCGGAGGAGAUGUCCCUCGCAGCGGAGAACGACCGACUCUUUCGGGAAAUGUUUUUCGCCUCUGUACGGUUGAAGGAACCUCCUCAAUGCAAAAUGUUGUCUCAACUUGUUGAGUCUAUCUUGGAACAAUCUGCAUCUUUGUCGGCGGAAAAGUCUGAGGAUGACCAACCCCCACUGCGUAAGAGAGCUAUCACACCAGAUAUGUCUAACAAUGGGGAACUGUGUUACAAUGUUAGCUCGCGGAGUGGCUCUCCUCUCCGUAAUAAAAUGUACGCGGAUGCUACCAUAGAUGAGAUGAGUGAAUCUGUCACUCUACCAUCUUUUGUCACCGCGACAACGAUGCUGGCCGCAAAGUGGGGAGACACACCAGAUGAUCGUAACACAUCGCGUUUACCCUCUUUUCACAAUGAAUUUCAGCGGCAGAAGCGGGAGCGUAGUAGUCCGAACCCGUCGGCGCUCCCUCAAGAGGGAAUACAUCAACGAGACUCAGCCUGGACGGCACUGUGGCAUCUGGCUCAGAACAUGACCCACCAGGAGCUUAACCGUACUCUUGAAAGCGAGGUAGAGCGCAUGAACUUCCUUGCUGACGUUAGACUGGGACAGUUAUGCUUUUUGUACAAGCAACACGCUUUGUUACAGUUGCCACCACAAGAACAAAUAGAGCUGCGAAGACAGUAUGCCGAAAAGUUUCUUUCGACUGACGUUCACGGAAAAGUGUUGCACCAAUCCCGCCACGCAUCGCUGGUUCCGGGGCUUGGUAACCAAAACCUAAUGAACGCAGUGCGACCCACCUCUUCUGACGCGAAAACCCCGGGUAUCUCCUCAUCACAAUGCACAAUCGGCACGUCCGACUGCAGAAGCUCUGUCGUGAGGGAUGAGUUUGACCUUCUUUCAGAUUCUAUACCUGACCAACUACGUACGUCACAGGGAUUUCCACCACUGAACUACGUUGGUGGCAAAGGUAGUGGUAACGACACAGAGGAGAGCUGCCGCAGUGGAGGCUCCUCUGCUGGAGCCCAACGAGGCGAAGCCUCAGCGCGUGGAACCAUCUUCGCGGUUGAUGUGGAUGAUGUUUUGCGCUUUGGGCGGCGACAGGACUUGUCGUUAGAACGCAUAAAUACUGAAGCACACGUAAUUCAUGGAAAGAUCAUUGCGCAGAAUACCCGUAUGGCUGAUGAGUGCGAAGGGGAGGUGAAGUGCAUCGACGAGCUCUGGGCCAUGCUAGAGGACACUAAGUCCACUGAGAAGGGCGAGAGGCGCAGCGGAAGAGGACAAGAAGAGGGUGGUGAAGGGAUAUCCCAAUUUGCGAAGGAUAACGAAAGUGCAGUUCCAUCACAACAAGAGUUUAUGUCCCGUUUAAAUCAGUUGCUAUAUGAUUACGAGCAUCCAGAGGAAUGUGUGUCUCCGGCCGUGCUGCUUCCAGUGGAGGGGGGAAAACACUUCGAUUUCUCGGAGGGGACUCCAGGUCAAAGGACUGUUUCGCCCGUUCUAAGUUGUGGCUACAACGCUGGCGCUUCCAAUAGCAUCACUGGUGCCGGUGGGCCUGUCAACCAUUUGCCUGCACCGCUUCUUAAACUCUUUACUGUGCCCUCUUAUGCGCCUAUCCUUGCAUAUGCUGUCAAUAUGCGAGAGCGGCUGCAACGCUUUGUGCUUCAGAAAAGGAUGUGCCUGGUGCGCAGAGUCACAGAUCAAUUGACUGAUGCGUACCAGCACUAUUACAAUCGGACCCAUGAUCCUGCAUACCGUGUGACACCAGAUUACUCGCAGUGGAUGAAGGGGAUCAGUGGCACUGCGUUGGCUGGUGGACUCAACCUUAGCACUAGCAUCAGCAUCAACAAUAGUGACAGCGGUUCUGUCUGGCAGCAACUACUGUACAAAUUCAAACCCCGUGUGAAUAAUGAGGACUUGAAAGAGCUUCUUAAAGAGGUUCAGCACGUUGAGCGUCGUGCAGGGGCUGAAUUGGACUCUCUUAAUGCACGUCUGAGGAUACUAGACGAGCUUGGUCCGUUGCUGCAACGGCGGGAUGAAAUUCUCCAGCAACAACGGGCAAUUCAAGAAGGCAGCCGCGAACGCCUUCUCAGCAGAAAGGUGAACAUGGCCAAGCAGUUGCUGUAUGAAGAAAACGUACGUCGCCAGUGUGUGCACGAGCUGCCAAAGAUUUACGGACAGAUAGCGGAGUCGUUGCGACGUUGGAAUGAGGAGGUCACCGACAAGAGUAGUAAAGGAGAAACAAACAGCGCUAGACGUCUUCUUAUCAACGGCGUGGAUGUUGCCGAGCUUAUCAACGAAUAUUACGCCUCGGUAGCGAGCACAACAAAUACCCGCCGCCCCGUGCGUUCAAGGUCAGCGACAGCAAGUGCCACCACGAGUAGAAACAACUCGCCAUCCCCUUUGCCCUCUCGAGGCGAUGCCCACGCCCUGACGCCACCACGUCACCCGAUGCGUAAAAUGUCUCCUGCACCACGCACUCCAAUGGCUCUUCGUGAAGAGUACAUUCCCUCAGGGAAGCCAUCCAUAGUGAAUCUUGGGGCAUCACCGAGUUUGCGUGUACGGUCUCAACCUAAUAUUAGUCAACGUCCUGCCAUGAAAUCUGGCGAACCGUCACCAGUGAAGACUAUGACUCCGUUGACGAGGAAGCUUCACCCUCAUAACCCCCACCUCCGUAGUGAAUCACCCGUGGCGGCAACGCGAGAAACGCUUUUCAAAGAUUCACGAAAAGCAAACAGGUAA